AUGUCAAUUGCUGCGUCCCAGCUUCGUGCUUUGCGGCUGAGGUCCAGCUACAUUGGGAUUUCUCAUAUUCUGCGUCCUCGGGCUGUUGGGAAAUGCAGCCCUGUGGCACCGCGGCACUUCAGUGCUCGAGCUUGUUUGCGACAAGAACCUAAGCUUCCUGCUUUUUUGGAGGCUUAUAAGAAGGCUGUGGCCUUCCCUCCCGCGACGCACGAUUUCGAGACUUUCUUCGCCCAAGCAGAGCCAAACACCGAAGUCGUGCUACAUGGAUACCUAGGCUCCCGCAUAGACCUAUCGAAGAAACUAUCAUUCGUCCGACUUUCCGACCCAACCCUCCAGCACAAUGUACAAAUCGUCGCACUCGCGAAAAGCAAUGGCUUCGAAACACUCAAGAGCAUGAACGCCAACAGCCCAGUGGCUGUGCGCGGAACAGUACAAAAGAAGAAGACCAAGGGUUCAGAACCAGUCAGCUUGGAAGACACAUGGGAACUUGCGCUGGAAGAGAUCCAUGCUCUCAACGAAUUCCCGAAAGACAUUAUCAUGACACCUGAAACUGUCUUCCCGCCCGAGCAGCGAUACCUGCAACUUCGAUCGGACCCAGAACUGCGCGAGGCAUUGAGGUUCCGAGCGAAAGCGCAUAACCUCUGUAAAGAAGAAUUGGAAAAAUCUCAGCCUCCUUUCGUGGAGAUUGAGACUCCAUUGCUUUUCAAGUCUACGCCUGAAGGGGCCCGUGAAUUCAUUGUUCCCACGCGGCGCGAAGGAUUGGCGUAUGCUCUACCGCAGAGUCCGCAGCAGUAUAAGCAGAUUCUUAUGGCUAGCGGAUUACCGCGGUAUUAUCAGUUUGCGAAGUGUUUCCGGGAUGAGGAUUUGAGAGCGGAUCGACAGCCAGAAUUCACUCAGCUUGAUUUGGAAAUGUCUUUCGCAACUGGCGACGAUGUAAUGCGCACUGUUGAGGGCGUGAUCCGUCGACUUUGGUCAGAGUUGAUGAAGGAUCCUGCGCCGGCUGGCCCAUUCCGCAAGGUCUCGUACCAGGAGGUCAUGGCCAAAUAUGGCUCCGAUAAGCCGGAUACCAGGUACGGGAUGGAAAUCAUCCGCCUAGACCAUGCUCUCCCAGUGGACUUGGUUGGUAAGAUUUCUGAUCUAGAGAAUCCCAUCGUGGAGGCUUUCAAGAUUGAAGGAAAUGACAAUGAUCCCGCUGAAACCCACCGAUUCAUCACUGAAUUCCUGGAUUCGCCAGCCGGUGCUCCAUUCAACAACAACCCCGACGGUGGACCCGGCGUCUUCGUCUACAACGGCAAACAGCCUCUUUGUGGACUCCAGCCAUUCGGCUUCGAAGCCGCUGAGCAAGCCGAGGAACUCCUUGAUCUUGAUCACGGCGAUCUGAUCAUUGUCCAAGCCCGCCCUCGAGCCCCCUUCUCUGGAGGUUCCACUCCAAUUGGCGAUCUCCGCCGCGCCCUAUACGCCGCAUCCGUCUCAUCGGGCUUCAAGCCCGCCGCGACAGGCUUUGAUUUCCUCUGGGUAGUAGACUUCCCUCUUUUCUCUCCAUCCUCAGACUCCGAACCAGGCCAGGGUGGCGCAGCUGGCUUCUCCUCCACCCACCACCCCUUCACAGCACCCAAGACCCCCGCCGACGUCGACCUCCUCCUCACAGACCCCACCAAAGUCAUCGCAGACCACUACGAUCUCGUCGUGAACGGCGUCGAGCUCGGCGGUGGUAGUCGUCGUAUCCACAAUGCCGCAGUGCAAGAAUUCAUCUUCCGUGACAUUCUGCAAAUGCCAGCUGAGCGACUAACGGAUUUCUCUCACCUGCUGGAUGCCCUGCGCUCGGGCUGUCCACCACAUGCAGGUCUUGCAUUGGGCUUUGAUAGACUCGUGGCUGUCAUGCUGGGCAAAGAAUCCGUUCGUGAUGUGAUUGCUUUCCCCAAGACUGGCAAGGGCGGUGACGACCUUAUGGUUGGAUCCCCUAGUCAAAUGACUGAACAGGCUUUGGAGACAUAUCACCUGAAACUCAGGAAAUAA
Messenger RNA from Penicillium salamii, 2016 nucleotides. NCBI's taxonomy places the organism in Eukaryota, Fungi, Ascomycota, Eurotiomycetes, Eurotiales, Aspergillaceae. The record is from the annotation of a GenBank genome assembly.